This is a messenger RNA of Mucor velutinosus, 1080 nucleotides long. RefSeq names its product rRNA-binding ribosome biosynthesis protein utp25 (gene UTP25). Lineage: Eukaryota; Fungi; Mucoromycota; Mucoromycetes; Mucorales; Mucoraceae. The coding region runs from base 1 to 1080 and encodes 359 amino acids. The record is from RefSeq and is a predicted model, not a curated record. The transcript is spliced from 4 exons. Gene Ontology annotation, molecular function: RNA binding. Gene Ontology annotation, cellular component: ribonucleoprotein complex.
AUGACAGAUUACAACAACGAAAAGUCUCUGCGCAUCACUAAUCUGGAUCCAAGAGUGACUGAAGAUGCACUGAAGGGAAUAUUCUCAUUGAUUUCUCCAAUCGUCCAUAUCAAGAUAACAAAAGAUAACAGCAACGAUGGUUUAAAUUGUGGCUUUGUCGAAUUCCAUGAACAUCAAGCAGCUGAACAAGCGUUACAUGCGAUGGACAAACGUACUAUUUAUAGCCAGGAAAUUGCUGUAAAUUGGAAUGAUCAAGCUGCAUCCAAUGAAAACCAGGUUUUUGUCACUGAUUUGGAUCACAACAUCGAUGACUCUGGAUUAUGGAAUGCUUUUGAAAAGUUUCAUGUGUGUAACGCACGUGUGAUAAACCCUGGAGAAGGUGUUGUUACAUUUGAAAACAAAGCAGAUGCAGAAGAUGCUAUUCGUUAUAUGGAUGACACACUCGUUGGAUCAUCUCGUGUUCAUUGCCACUGGCAUCUGUCUUCAUCAGCAUCAGCAUCAGAUAACAGUGAUUCCAACAGUGUCUCCUCAGCACACUCUAGACGCUCAUCCACUGAUAGUGACAACAAUGUGAUUCUAUCCAACAUGUCCUAUGAGGAAAUCUUUGCUCAAACACCCCUCUACAACACAUCUGUCUCUAUCCGUGGCCUGCCAAAAAACGUCAUCUCCCAAGAUAUUGCUCCUCAUUUACAGCAAUACGGCUUUGUCACUGACAUUCACAUCAAGAAGGGAGAGGCCAUUGUCAAGUUGGAUACACAUGCCAAUGCAGCUACUGCUAUAUUUGCUCUACAAGGUGUCACUAUUGCAGGAAAGCCUGUACGUCUGGGCUGGGUAAAAGACAGAGACAUUCAACGCAUCGAUAGCCAAGACAACAUGACAAGAUCAUUCAAUGUGUUUUCUUCGGGCUACGUUCCUCCAAGCAAAUUAGUGAACCGAAUUACAAAUACUUAUGAGAAUCACACCACAAUGAGACCUCCCGCUCCCACGACUGAUCCUGCUGGUGGAGAGCCUGGAGGUGGACACCACGGUUGGAAUCAAUACUAUCAACAGCAUUACAGCGCUGGUCAUCUCACCAUUUAA